This is a messenger RNA of Saimiri boliviensis boliviensis (Bolivian squirrel monkey), 1044 nucleotides long. RefSeq names its product tubulin--tyrosine ligase. Gene Ontology annotation, cellular component: spindle microtubule. Gene Ontology annotation, molecular function: tubulin-tyrosine ligase activity. NCBI's taxonomy places the organism in Eukaryota, Metazoa, Chordata, Mammalia, Primates, Cebidae. The record is from RefSeq and is a predicted model, not a curated record. Gene Ontology annotation, biological process: protein modification process; microtubule cytoskeleton organization.
AUGUACACCUUCGUCGUGCGCGAUGAGAACAGCAGCGUCUACGCCGAGGUCUCCCGGCUGCUCCUCACCACCGGCUACUGGAAGAGGCUGCGGCGAGACAACCCCAGGUUCAACUUGAUGUUGGGAGAGAAGAACCAGCUGCCCUUCGGGAGACUGGGUCACGAGCCCGGGCUGGUACAGUUGGUGAAUUACUACAGGGGUGCUGACAAACUGUGUCGCAAAGCUUCUUUAGUGAAGCUAAUCAAGACAAGCCCAGAACUGGCUGAGUCCUGCACAUGGUUCCUUGAGUCCUAUGUGAUUUAUCCAACCAUUCUCAAGACCCCAGCUGCUCCAGCACAGAAUGGAAUUCAGCCACUGAUCAAUAACUCAAGGACAGAUGAAAGAGAAUUCUUCCUCUCUUCUUAUAACAGAAAGAAAGAGGAUGGGGAGGGCAACGUUUGGAUUGCAAAGUCAUCAGCUGAUGCCAAAGGUGAAGGCAUUCUCAUCUCCUCAGAGGCUUCAGAGCUUCUCGAUUUCAUAGACAACCAGGGCCAAGUGCAUGUAAUACAGAAGUAUCUUGAGCACCCUCUGCUGCUUGAGCCAGGUCAUCGCAAGUUUGACAUUCGAAGCUGGGUCUUGGUGGAUCAUCAGUAUACUAUCUACCUCUACAGAGAUGGUGUGCUUCGGACUGCCUCAGAACCAUAUCAUGUUGAUAAUUUCCAAGACAAAACCUGCCAUUUGACCAAUCACUGCAUUCAAAAAGAGUACUCAAAGAACUAUGGGAAGUAUGAAGAAGGAAAUGAAAUGUUCUUCAAGGAGUUCAAUCAGUACCUAACAAGUGCUUUGAACAUUACCCUAGAAAGUACCAUCUUACUACAAAUCAAACAUAUAAUAAGGAACUGCCUCCUGAGCGUGGAACCUGCCAUUAGCACCAAGCACCUCCCUUACCAGAGCUUCCAGCUCUUCUGCUUUGACUUCAUGGUGGAUGAGGAGCUGAAGGUGUGGCUUAUUGAGGUACACUCUGCCACACCAAGCUCUGAACAAGCAUGCACCAACAGUCCUUAG